Messenger RNA from Colletotrichum phormii, 1142 nucleotides. RefSeq lists its product as uncharacterized. The transcript has 2 exons. The record is from RefSeq and is a predicted model, not a curated record. The coding region runs from base 8 to 703 and encodes 231 amino acids. Lineage: Eukaryota; Fungi; Ascomycota; Sordariomycetes; Glomerellales; Glomerellaceae.
CAUUUCCAUGAACCCGCGCAGAACCGCUUGCCACGUUUGGAUUCUGACCUACCUUACCGUAUUGCUUGAAGUAACCCCCUUCCCCAGCUCCCCCAGCCCUGUCGGGCUAUUUCCUCCUUCCAUCUUACCUUCUAGUCUAUCAAUGCCUGCUGCUCCGCCACACUCGAGAAACUCAAUUUUACUUCACAAGAAACUCAGUACCUAUCCAUCAUCGCCCUACCUACCUACUGUCACUAUCGUCUUUCGUCGCCCAUCUCAUAUCACAUCGACCCACCGUCUCAGCCCUACGACCUUGACGACACGCCAUCAUCGCAUCCGAACACCCUCCCUUACCACCCGACACCAAUUAUCUCAGCCGCACCAGCCACCCAUCAUGUCUGCGGAACCCAACAGCAAGUUUGCGCCUGAGCCUCAGAUCACGCAUAAAGGCCGCGAGUUGAGCUUCAAGCAGAAGCUGGACCAGGCAGCCCACGACGCCCGUAAAUCCGAAGAAGAGCCUAAGCAGAACCCUAUUGUCGAGAAAGUGACACAGUACAUUCCAGCCGCCGCCAAGAUCCUCGGAAACCCGCAGGAAGAAAAGGAGGAAAAGAUUUCGCGCCCUGGAAUUCCAGGACCGCCCGAACGGCCGUACGACGACGUCCAGGUGGAGGAGUUUAUCCGCCAGCAGCACCGUAGCAAGGGAGAAGACGGCAUUCUCCAAUGAAGUUUUGGCGAAACAGGAGCGCGACCAAGGAAAGAAGAACAACGCCAUUCAUUCCUAAACCCCCUAUACUGCAUCUCCUAGCAGACCAAAGGAAAACAAGCACCAGAGAGGCCUGGAUAACAAGUUUUUUUUUAUUGAAUUGGCGGCGUUUUUGCUUUGGUUAUUCUAACCAUCAUCGAUUUUAUGAGCCUUCACGACGAAAUGAAGCUGGCUUAAGUUUGCACUCACCUGCUUUUUUUCUCCCCUCCCACACCUACCCCUCGCAACGUCAUCCCAUAGCGCGAUUCUGUCAACGGGCUUGGCGCUGAUCAAAACGCGGGGAAACCAACUAGCAUCCAACCUCACAUCAUGAGCAACGACUCCAACACCCUCAUCAUCCUCUCAAAACACGCAUUCGCCAAAAGGGAAAGGAAGCAGGGUGCGCGUAUGAGAGAGGGGG